CUCCUCAGACUCCGGCUCAACUCGUGGCCGGCCCGACAGGAGGCGGCCUGGAGGCGAAGGCGGGCAGCGGCCGUCCGCGCCUCCAAGCACCGCCCUCUGCGUCCCUCCCUCUCCUCCUCGGUUUCCUCCUCCUUCUCUUCGCCCACGGCCCGCCGUCUUUCUGGCUUGCCUGGCAGCGCGGCGGAAGUCUCGCUAGAGCCGCCGCUGCUGUUGCUGUUGCCGCUGGCGGCGCGUCCCUGGAGGCGGCCCGGAGCAGGAGCGAGCAAGCGCCCCGCGUCCGCUUGGGAAAAGAGGGAAAGUCGCCUUCGCCAAAAACGGAAGACUGCGCUGGUUCGGGAACGCCGGCAGCAACUGUCGCCGCGCCGCCUCAGCAUGGCAGAAGGAGCCCGUUCCUUGCUGGGAGGCAGCCGCGGCUUGAGCCCGGCGUCCAGCCCACUGAUGGGCAGAGGCGGCAAGAGCCGCUCGCUGCCCACGCCAUCGUCGUCGUCGUCCUCUUCGACUUCUCUGCAGCAAACCCACCACCACCAGCCCCAGACGCCGCCUGCCUCCCCGAAGCAGCCGCCCCCGCCGCCCCAGCUGACGGCUCGAGGCAGCCCGCCCGGGCACUGCUUCAGGAGGGUCACCCUCACCAAGCCCACCUUCUGCCACUAUUGCACCGACUUCAUCUGGGGGUUGGCCGGCUAUCUCUGCGAAGUUUGCAAUUUUAUGUCUCAUGAGAAGUGCCUGAAGUAUGUGAAGAUACCUUGCUCGUCUAUUGCUCCAAGUCUUGUAAGGGUUCCAGUUGCACAUUGUUUAGGACCCAUAGGACAUUACAAGAGAAAAUUCUGUUCUGUGUGCAGAAAGCAGUUGGAAAGUCCAGCAUAUCGCUGUGAAGUGUGUGAGAUACAUGUUCACACAGACUGUGCCCCCUUUGCUUGCAGUGAUUGCCGUCAGUGCCAUCAAGACGGUAAUCAAAAUCAUGAUAUGUGCCAUCAUCACUGGAGGGAGGGAAACCUUCCAUCAGGCUCACGUUGCAAAGUUUGUAAAAAAACGUGUGGCUCUUCCGACGUGCUCUCGGGUAUGAGGUGUGAAUGGUGUGGCAUCCUGGCUCAUGCUGCUUGCUAUGUGAUUGUGCCUCCAGAAUGUACUUUUGGAAGAUUAAGGAACAUGAUUCUUCCCCCCAGUUGUGUGCGAUUAUUUUCUCGGAAUUUCAGUAAAAUGCACUGUUUUCGAAUAUCAGAAAGUAUACAGACAGAGACAGAUGACGAUGAUGACGUUGAUAAUUCAACACAGUCAUCACUAAAAGAAUCCCAGGUUUCUGCCGAUUCCAGUAAGCAAAUAUUAAAAAUAUACGAUGGGAAUGACGCAGUAAAACGUAAUCAGUAUCGUCUCAUUACAGUUCCGAGGAUUGCAAAAAAUGAAGAAGUUGUGGAGGCUGCGCUGAGGGCGUACUACAUCAAUGAUGAUCAACAAGAUUACGAACUUCAGACAUUCACUCAGCAGGCCUUGUUUUGUGACGACAUCAUUAAUAGGAACGAUACAACUGAAGAGGUGCAGCCGGGGUCUGUCUUCCCAGAAGCAAUUCCUGAGGCUUGGGUUAUCAGAGCUAAACCUAAGGAGAACGAAGUCAUAAAGAUUUAUCCUGGCUGGCUGAAGGUUGGAGUGGCCUGUGUCUCAAUACGUAUAUAUAAGGGAAGCACCACCGAAAUGGUCAUUAAAGAAGUUCUUCCACUACUUGGAUACCAGUCAGAUUACUUCCAAAACUUCAAAUUGGUGGAAGUCCUUAUGGGCUCCAGACAAGUUCAGCGAAUGGUGCUGGAUGAUCAUGAAUCAAUUAUCAGCAGAUUACAAGACAUCAGAAAGACAUCAUUACGGCAGAUGAAUCAAACAAGAUUUUACAUUGUAGAAAACAAUAUAUCGACUGUGCGUGUCCAUCUGUUUGUUGGUGGUCUACCACUACAUCUUACUCCAGAGGAAUAUACAAAAAUCCUCAAAGAUGAAUUAGCCAUCAAAACAAAUUUAGUUUCUGUGAGUCACAUAUAUUCAUCUCAAGGUGCUGUUAUACUAGAAAUUACUUGUUUUUCCGAAGCUGAAAGAUUAUAUAUGUUAGUUAAAGAUACUUCCGUCAAUGACAAGGCAUUAACUGCAGUUAUACUCCCAGAAGUUCUGCAAAAUAAGCUUCCUCAGAACUGCUGUCCUUUACUUGUAUUUGUGAAUGCCAAAAGUGGAAGUCUUAAAGGUCGGGAUUUGUUGUACAGUUUUCGAAAACUGUUGAACCCUCAUCAGAUCUUUGAACUAACAAAUGGAGGUCCGCUGCCUGGAUUUCAUGCCUUCUCUCAAAUUCCGUAUUUCCGAAUAUUGGUGUGCGGCGGUGACGGCACAGUUGGAUGGGUCCUUGGUGCCCUGGAAGAGAUCAGGCACAAGCUCUCCUGCCCUGAACCGUCUGUGGCUAUUUUGCCUUUAGGAACAGGUAAUGACUUGGGGAGGGUCCUGCGCUGGGGUGCUGGCUAUAGUGGCGAAGAUCCGUACUCCAUUCUGAUAUCUGUAGAUGAAGCAGAUGAUGUACUUAUGGACCGUUGGACCAUCCUUUUGGAUGCUCAAGAGUCAUUGGAAAGCUCAGAAAAUGGUAUAUUGGAGCCAGAACCUCCUAAGAUUGUACAGAUGAAUAAUUAUUGUGGCCUUGGAAUUGAUGCAGAGCUGAGUCUGGGUUUCCAUCAUGCUAGGGAAGAAGAGCCAGACAAAUUCAAUAGCAGGCUACACAACAAAGGCGUCUAUGUAAAAGUUGGACUGCAGAAAAUGAGCCAUACCAGGAGUCUUCAUAAAGAAAUCAAACUUCAGGUGGACCAGCAUGAAGUUGAACUUCCAAGUAUAGAGGGUCUUAUUUUCAUAAAUAUUCCCAGUUGGGGAUCAGGGGCUGACCUUUGGGGGUCUGAUAAUGACAGUCGGUUUGAGAAACCAAAAAUUGAUGAUGGCUUGUUAGAAGUAGUUGGUGUCACCGGAGUUGUUCACAUGGGUCAAGUUCAAGGUGGCCUUCGUUCUGGCAUCCGGAUAGCCCAAGGUUCUUACUUCCGUGUAACACUUCGGAAGCCAAUUCCUGUCCAAGUAGAUGGUGAGCCCUGGAUUCAACCACCAGGUCAGAUAAUUAUUUCUGCAGCAGGACCAAAGGUUCAUAUGUUAAAGAAAUCAAAACAGAAACAGAAGAAAACUGGAAACAUUAAAGAUUCAAGAAUUGAGAGCACAUUGGCUGACGAAGCAGGGCGCUGACGGGAGAUACUCAUAGUCCAAAUGCUGCACAUCUACUGUAGAUGAUAUUUGUCUGGCAAAAUACUGUUGCAUAGUUCAGGUCAUUUAUGAGCCUGUCUUCUUGUUCCAUGUUCAUUGUUCAGUAACCAUGUAACUGACAUGAAAUAUGAUUAUACACAUGAGUUGAUCAGAGGAGUUUGUAUUAGGGAGCCUAUUGAAGGAUUUAAGCUAGUCCAGAGAAAAAUAAAUAACUUGGGUGAGAAUAGAAAAGAACCAAUAAUAUAAUUUGUGAACUAGUUCUUUUUUUCCUGAUCUACACAACAAGGAAUCCCAUUGCCUUCUCCUCUUCACCUGUGCAACCCACAGGUUACUCAUACGGUUUUUAAUCAAUAAUUGUUAAACACACAACAGAGCUCUCAUUGAAUUGGCAAAGAAAAAGUUCAAUAGAAUGCAGAAGAAGGAGAACUCUCCCCAUAAUGGUUAGCUGUGCUCUGUUUUGAGUUUUCAUCUGUGCACCGCAAACACUUUCACUACACUACCACAAGAAAUUUUUUCAGAGAAAAGAAAGCUCCUAUAAUUUUGUCUCUUUUUUAUAGUUUACAGAUUUUUUUUUUAUAAAACCUACAAGUUUUGGUUUUCUAAUGUACCGCAUGUGUUUCUUUUCUCUAAUUCUGAUCUGUAAGUCAAUGUUCCUGAUUUCAUUCUCUAACCUUCUCUUUCUGUCAGCAUUCAGACUGUUGCUGAAAUAUCAAACUCAGAAUGGGUACAAAGCACAAUGUAGAAAAUCAAUCUAUUUCAACCUUUAUUUGAUAAAUAUUAAAUGACAAUGCAGAAAAUGAAAUAUACAUUGGUUUAUUUUCAGUUAAAAUACUUUUUAACUUUUUAGACACAAAUAAUGGAUUUUGUUCUCUGAAUGUGAUAAUUGUACUGAUGGUGCCAAAUAUCCUACAUAGAGAAUUCCUUGUGAUUAAGAAACUGAUCAUCUGCCAGUACACAGACAUUUUUUACUUGUUUUCAUGAUUAUCAUUUUGUGGUGUCUUUUCCCUCUAUAACAAUCAUUCAUAGUUUUGGCCAUCAACUCCAUAGAGGUAUCCAGUGGUGGGAUUCAGCUGAUCCACACUGAUUCGGCAGAACCAGUAGCUAAAUUUUGCUAAGUUCGGAGAAUUGGCUUAAUGCACAGUGCUUCCGGAAGUCCAGUCUAGGCCUCGGAGGUCUGGAGGAGGCCUUCCAGGCCUGAACAGCCCACCGGAAGUGCAUGGAUGCCACUUCCAGAAGUCCGUUCUAGGCCUGCAUCCAAUAAGAG
This is a messenger RNA of Crotalus tigris (Tiger rattlesnake), 4525 nucleotides long. RefSeq names its product diacylglycerol kinase theta (gene DGKQ). NCBI's taxonomy places the organism in Eukaryota, Metazoa, Chordata, Lepidosauria, Squamata, Viperidae. The coding region runs from base 373 to 3243 and encodes 956 amino acids. Gene Ontology annotation, biological process: lipid phosphorylation; intracellular signal transduction; diacylglycerol metabolic process. The record is from RefSeq and is a predicted model, not a curated record. The transcript has 23 exons. Gene Ontology annotation, molecular function: ATP-dependent diacylglycerol kinase activity.